GCGCUCAGCGCUGACAUGCCUCUCAAGAGAGAAGACACAGAGCGUGCUCUGCAGGCGAUGGAGGCGUGUCAGUCAGCGUGUGAUGAAGGUUUCAGGUGUCGUGCUGAGAGACUUUUAACCAUCUUUCAGAGUGACCUGUUUCAGGCUUUACUGGAUAUUCAGGAGUUUUAUGAGCUGACGGUGUUUGAGAAUCAGUCAUUAGGAAGAACACACACACAUGGACUGAAAUACCGUUACCAUGACGAAGAGACGCCACCCGUACAGCAGAGUCCUGCACAUCUGACAGCAGUAAAGAAUGCAGAACUGUUACACCUCAGUGAUGCUGGACACACCACCAUCGAUGGUAUCCAUGGUUACACACCACAGAUGCAUACAUCACCUGCCAAGCCUGUGUUGCUUCCAAGUGGUCACACUCCAUACUACGCCACCUCUACUCUGAUGAACGGUAUGGAUGGAGAUGUUGAAUAUGAGGAAAUCACCUUGGAGAGGGGCAACUCUGGUCUAGGCUUCAGUAUAGCCGGUGGGACCGAUAAUCCUCAUGUUGGAGAUGAUCCCAGUAUCUUCAUCACUAAAAUCAUUCCAGGAGGAGCAGCGGCCCAGGACGGCCGACUGAGAGUCAGUGACAGCGUUCUGUUUGUCAAUGAUGUGGACGUAAGAGAAGUCACUCACAGUUUUGCGGUGGAUGCCCUGAAGGAGGCGGGGCCUAUUGUACGACUCUACGUGCUACGACACAAACCGUCUGUUGAAAAAAUCACAGACAUUAAACUCAUCAAAGGGCCUAAAGGUUUGGGCUUCAGUAUUGCCGGUGGAGUGGGUAACCAGCACGUCCCCGGUGAUAACAGCAUCUACGUCACCAAGAUUAUUGAAGGUGGAGCUGCACAUAAAGAUGGACGAUUGCAGAUCGGAGACAAAAUUCUUGCUGUGAAUAACAUGUAUUUAGAGGAUGUGAUGCAUGAAGAUGCUGUAGCUGCUCUGAAAAACACUGGAGAUGUGGUUUAUCUGAGAGUCGCCAAAUCUCUCCAACAUUAUCAGGACGUCUACAAUCCACCUGAUAUCACCAGCUCGUAUUCUUCUCAUAUGGAUAUGUCUGAUUACCCACAAGGCCUGAGUCCCUCGUCUCCACGGCGAUACUCUCCCAUCUCUAAAGACUUGCUGCUGGGGGAUGAGGUCAUCCCCAGGGAGCCGAGGCGUGUCAUCAUUCACAGGGGAUCCACUGGUCUGGGCUUUAAUAUCGUGGGAGGUGAGGAUGGUGAAGGAAUCUUCAUCUCCUUCAUCUUAUCUGGAGGAGCAGCAGAUCUGAGCGGAGAGCUGAGGAAAGGAGAUCAAAUCCUCAGUGUGAAUGGUGUGGAUCUACGUCAUGCCACACAUGAGCAGGCCGCAGCAGCGCUGAAGAGUGCAGGACAGACGGUCACCAUCAUCGCACAAUACAGACCUGAGGAGUACAGCAGGUUUGAGGCAAAGAUUCACGACCUGCGUGAGCAGCUGAUGAACAGCAGUCUGAUGUCGGCAGCGGUGUCAAUACAGGCCGGCAAGAGAAGCUUUUUCAUCAGGGCUCUGUUUGACUAUGAUAAGACGGCAGACUGUGGUUUUCUCUCUCAGGCCGUAGGAUUCAGGUUUGGUGAUGUUCUGCAGGUGUUUGACUGCACUGAAGAGGAAUGGUGGCAGGCUGGAAAACUCUCUCCACAUGGAGAACUGGAGGAGACGGGAUACAUUCCCAGCAAGAGAAGAGUUGAAAGAAAAGAGUGGCCACGCCUGAAGAGCCGAGACGCCAUCAGUGGACGCAGUGAAUACAUUGUGAGCUACGAGACAGUGACACAAGUUGAAGUGCAUUACGCGCGUCCAGUCAUUAUCCUCGGGCCGAGCAAAGAUCGAGUCAAUGAUGAUCUUCUCUCUGAAUUCCCAGACAAGUUUGGCUCCUGUGUGCCACACACGACGCGGCCGAAGCGCGACUAUGAGGUGGACGGUCGGGAUUAUCACUUUGUGUUAUCUCGUGAACAGAUGGAAAAAGACAUUCAGAGUCAUCGAUUCAUCGAGGCGGGACAAUAUAACAGCCAUCUGUACGGAACCAGCGUGCAGAGCGUCAGACAGGUCGCAGAACAGCAGGGGAAACACUGUGUCCUGGAUGUCUCUGCUAAUGCUGUCAGACGGUUACAGGCUGCACAACUUCAUCCAAUCGCCAUCUUUAUAAGACCCUCGUCCCUGCACAACGUACUAGAUAUAAACAAGCGUUUGACGGAGGAUCAGGCACGGAGAGCUCUAGACCGAGCUGUCAAACUGGAGCAAGACUUCAUCGAGUGCUUCACAGCGGUUGUGGAAGGUGACAACUUCGAGGAGGUUUAUCAUCGUAUAAAGACAGAGAUCGAGGAACAGUCUGGACCGUAUAUCUGGAUACCAGCAAGAGAGAGACUGUAAACACACACACACACACACACACACACACACACAUGAAGACGGUGUGUCAUGUGACUCUUUCAGUGCUAACAGACCUGUGACCUGAGAACUGUUGAUCAACAGACACCAACACAACACUGUAACACACCCGCUCAUCUGUGUGUGUGUGUGAGAGAACAUCAGCCGCAACACAUGUGACGUGAUGAUGAUGCAGGUGUUUGUGUGGGUUGUUUCCAUGGCAACUGUGAGCUCAGUGAGUGCAGCACAAUGUCUGAGGCAAUAUAGACCUGACACAUGAGCACUGCGCACUUUAACAACACACACACGUACACACACACACAUGGACACUCUCUUACACACACAAAACACUGACUCUCGUGUGUGUGUGUGUGUAUCUCUAUAGGGCUACUGUUUACAUAUAAUAAAACUCUUUAAACUGCACAGGGAGAGAGACGAGUGUGUGUGUGAUUUCAGUACAUUAGAUUUAUUCUUUUAGUGAUGAAGAGGCUGGUGUGGUUUGCAAAUCAUUUGAUGAUUAAUUUGUGUGUGCGUGUGCGUAUGUAGUGUUGACUAUUAAUAAUAUUAUUCUCUAUGAAUAUUCUACAGCUGUACAUACCAACUCAGAUUAUCAACCAAUGGGGCUUUAAACACAUGAACACACACACACACACACACACACACAAAUGAACUCUUUGUGUCCAUACAAACAAUCAUCACACAUACACAACACUUCCUCUACCCAUAAUGCACUGCUCUCAAACAUUCAACCAAAGGCUUCUUCUGCUUUAGUUUGAGUGCACCUGUUUUCACACACAUCUCUCAUGCAUUAUAUGAAAGAAAUGAAUUAAUACUUAUAUUUACUGUUGCGCUCUAAAGUACUGACAUGAUCAAAUCAUUAAAGUCUUUUAAUUUUCCACAGGA
Messenger RNA from Triplophysa rosa, 3312 nucleotides. It is a transcript of the gene dlg4b, whose product is annotated as discs, large homolog 4b (Drosophila). Gene Ontology annotation, biological process: chemical synaptic transmission; postsynaptic neurotransmitter receptor diffusion trapping; AMPA glutamate receptor clustering. Gene Ontology annotation, cellular component: postsynaptic density membrane; neuromuscular junction; neuron projection. Lineage: Eukaryota; Metazoa; Chordata; Actinopteri; Cypriniformes; Nemacheilidae. The transcript has 22 exons. The record is from RefSeq and is a predicted model, not a curated record. Gene Ontology annotation, molecular function: kinase binding. Bases 16 to 2412 code for a protein of 798 amino acids.